Saccostrea cuccullata (small rock oyster) is the source of this 533-nucleotide messenger RNA. RefSeq names its product protein FAM210A-like. The transcript is spliced from 2 exons. Gene Ontology annotation, cellular component: mitochondrion. The record is from RefSeq and is a predicted model, not a curated record. Lineage: Eukaryota; Metazoa; Mollusca; Bivalvia; Ostreida; Ostreidae. The coding region runs from base 34 to 504 and encodes 156 amino acids.
UUACCACGACCCUGGCUGAAAUUGAAAGUAGCGAUGUCAUCUCUUACGGGUUGUCGUCGGAUGCUUCAACAACACUCCGUUUUAUUAAGAUUUACACAAAAGGGUGUCAGAACAUUUUCUUCAGGUGCCUUGAGAAGCAUUCAUGAUUACAAUAGCCACCAUUUAGUCAGCUUUUCUGCAAGUCAUCGACAUAUUAACCAAUUACAGCCCGUUGCAUCCCUUCACUGCCACUGCUUUCGCAGACUGUACUGUAAUUCUUCAUCUAACACACCACAAAAGCCCCCGAAUGAACAGGAGUCUAAAGCAAAGCCAGAGGAAGGCCCAAAAGACACACCUAACACUAGUCAAGAGGGUACAAAAGCUGGUGAUGCUCCAGUAAAGAAACUCUCAGUCUUUCAGAGGUUCAAACAGACUUAUAAAGAACAUGGCAAAGUACUUAUCAUUGUUGAGAUAGUAACUUCAAUACUUUGGUACGGGCUGUUUUACAUCAUUGUAAGAUGGUGAGUAACAUUGAUUUUGUUUGUUCUUGAUAA